AUGGACCCGAAACGCGAGAUUGGGGGGCACCUCCCUCUCUCAGCCCACACCCCAGUCGAGCAGCUUCAUGCCGCCGCACAGCGACUCCCGGUGGAUUCGCCCACUCUGCCACUCUGCGGUCCCAAGCCCGUCAAGGCCAGCCCAACCAAAGCCUAG
Molecule: messenger RNA, 156 nt
Organism: Gaeumannomyces tritici R3-111a-1
Lineage: Eukaryota; Fungi; Ascomycota; Sordariomycetes; Magnaporthales; Magnaporthaceae
Exons: 2
Coding region: 1-156 (51 amino acids)
Source: RefSeq, a predicted model, not a curated record